This is a messenger RNA of Brenthis ino (lesser marbled fritillary), 894 nucleotides long. The record is from the annotation of a GenBank genome assembly. Lineage: Eukaryota; Metazoa; Arthropoda; Insecta; Lepidoptera; Nymphalidae.
AUGCCACUAAAUCGCACUCCCCCACCCUCUUCAUCCCCUAACUUACAACAUCACGCUUCGGAACCUAAUAUUUCGAUGCAAAAAGAAGAAGCUGGUUGUAGUGACAUCUCUCAGCUGAACAUCACACUGCGGAACAAGCGGAAACACGACACGGAACAGGAUUAUUUAAAGUCUAUAAAAAAUGAUUUAAUGAUAAUGUUUGAGAAAUGGUCGUCGAAACAGGACUCUAGACUUUCUAUUAUUUUAGACUCAAUCGCCGAGCUCAGGACCCAAAAUACUGAAAUAAAAGCAGCAGUUGAAUUUAUGUCAGAAAAAUAUGACCAAGUGCUCUUGAAAUUAAAAAUAUUGGAAGAGGAAAAAAUAGAAUGUAAAAAAUAUGUACAAAGCUUAGAAAACAGGAUCGAGAGCUUGGAAAGAAACUCGAGGGCUUCUUCUAUUGAGAUAAAGAAUAUACCGUACGAUACUAAAGAAUCGAAGGAGUCUCUUUGCAAGAUUGUAGAAAAGACUGCUAAUGUAUUAAAUCUUAAUCUGCAACGGUUUGAUAUCAAAAAUAUAUACAGAAUUAAUACAAAAAAGGAAAAUAAGCCAAUUAUUUGUGAGUUCUCCACAGUUAUAGUGAAAGAUAAAUUUCUUAAUUCUUUAAAAAAAUAUAAUAGGGCGAAUAAUAUUAAACUUAAUACACAAAAUUUUAAUAAAGAUUCGGCUUUUAAGCAAAUAUUUAUAACAGAGAACCUCACACAAACUGGAAGAAGACUAUUUUUUAUGGCACGUGAGUCAGCCAAGAAAAAGGAAUAUCUUUUUUGCUGGACAUCCUCAGGAAAGAUCUUUCUCCGUAAAAAGGAGGGUUCACCGCAUAUUAUUAUUAAUAACGAGAGUGACCUAGAGAAUAUUAAA